Paramuricea clavata is the source of this 4535-nucleotide messenger RNA. NCBI's taxonomy places the organism in Eukaryota, Metazoa, Cnidaria, Anthozoa, Malacalcyonacea, Plexauridae. The record is from the annotation of a GenBank genome assembly.
AUGGACGGUCUAAAACGCGCAAGGAUAAAACGUGGCGCUCAACGUGCGCAAGCAACUAAAAUUUGGAACGAAGCUGAACUACUCAUAAACGGUGAAACGAACGAAGUUAAUAUUGAGAAACUACGGGUCAUUCUGGCAACGUACGACGCGAAAAUCGAAUUACUUCGAAAGUUGGAUGAAACUGUAUCAGAUCUAAUCGAAGACGAAAAGGGCUUAGAGACGGAGAUCGUUGAAGCCGACGACUAUUUAACGGAACUAACUAAAAAGAGGUACACCAUAGAAUUCUUUAUCAAUCAAAGUACAAUCCAUAGUAAUUCGUUAGCUAGCCCUAUGGCUACCACAACACCACAAAACGGACACGGUUUUCCUACUCAAAGUACGCCGCCACAAUCGCACAAUACAAAUAGUCAUAGAUUACCAAAGUUAGCACUGCCAGUAUUUAGCGGCAACGUGUUAAAAUGGCAAACCUUUUGGGACUCUUAUAAGGUCGCUAUUUUGUAUGUCGCUUAGGCUGGAGUUUUCAAAAAUUACAUAUCUCAAAGCUCAAGUGUCAGGUGAAGCCGCGCAAUCAAUCGAAGGUUUACCGCUUACAGAGUCAAACUACGCGCAAUGUAUUGCAAUUUUGGAACAGAGAUUUGGUCAACCCCACAAGAUAACUAACGCACACAUGCAAGCCUUGUUAGAUCUACCAUGCCCUUCAAAUUCAGUGUCUACCUUGCGCCAAUUUUACGAUAGCAUGGAAAAUCAUAUUCGAGGUCUCGAGGCGUUAGGAAAGAAACAAGAUACCUACGGUGACCUUUUAAUCCCCAUUGUUUUGGGUAAACUUCCCACUACAAUCAAGCACAACUUAAUUCGAGAGAACGGUUCAACUAAAUGGUCAGUAGAACAAUUACGCAAAUCAAUUUUGAAAGAAAUUCAAAUACUAGAAGCUGGGGAAGAAACAGACUCUUUCAGUCAAAUUAGUCAAUUAGGCAAACCUGUCAACACCCUACCAUCAACAUCGAGCCUACUGACAAACGCAUCCGGAAAGUUUGGAAACCAUGCCAACGCAAAAGAAUUUUACGCACCUAAAAAUCGCCCUACAAACAAGAGUUUAUGCAUUUUCUGUUCGGGCCAUCAUCGCCCUAACGAGUGUACUGUAGUAAAGGAUCCCACAGCCCGUAAGAAUAUUGUUUUCCAAGCGAAGUUAUGUUUUAGCUGUUUGAACAAUCACCGCGUAUCUGAUUGUAACUCGAGAAAUCGCUGUCGAGGGUGUCACAAGAAACACCACACGAGUCUUUGUAAUGAAACGAACAAAGAUGCAACAAAAAAUACCAGGAAAAAUCAUCCGCCGAAUAACGACGCACCGAAUAUUACGACGCAAGUUCAAAACGCGAAAACCAAUCCACCCGUCGACAAAACCCCAGACCGUGUCCACACGUCUCUGUCAGUCAACGACUACUAUGGGAGACAAACACUCCUCAAAACUGCCAUUAAUACGAUAGCAACACAGAACAAAAUAGCGACAGCACACAUUCUCUUUGAUGAAGGUGCUCAACGUUCCUUUAUCACUCAAAGUUUAGCUGACGAACUCGAACUUACGCCUGAAGGAAGUGAAACCUUAAAUCUAUCAGUCUUUGGCGGGUCUUCGACUUCUAUCAAACAAGUAGACAUGGCUACGAUUAAUCUCAACACCGAAGAUGGCGAAAAAAUUCCUUUACAGGUAUUGAUAAUUCCCACAAUCGCAGUUCCGCAGAAAAGUUUCCCCACCGCCGAAAUUCGAAACCUCCCACACCUCAACGGCUUGAAACUUGCACACCCUAUGACGACUGAUGAUCAUUUCCACAUAUCCCUCUUGAUUGGCGCGGACCACUACCGGGACGUUGUCGAAGACGAAAUCGUUAGGGGACCGGGCCCCACUGCAGCGAAAUCUAGAAUCGGUUACUUGCUUUCUGGACCAACAACUGGGCCAGCUGUUGCGACAACAUCACUCAAUGCAACCAUCUUGAAAGUCAUUGUUUCAAAGGAACACGAAAGUAAAGCUUUAGAACGAUUUUGGAAUCUAGAAUCUAUUGGGAUUCUUCCAGACGAAAUAACAACCCACGAAGACAAGUUUGUUAAGGAAUAUCAGGAUUCUUUAAUACGACUCGUGAAUGGCCGAUACUGUGCAAAGUUACCAUGGAAACCUAACCAUGACCCCCUUCCCACCAACGAAGCAGUAGCGCGAGGAAGAACCCGUUCCUCUGUAAGGAGAUUAGCCAAAGACCCCAAGACCGUGCAAACCUACAGUGAACUUAUUAACGAACAGUUAAAACGAGGUUUUAUUGAAAGAGUUACAAAUCCAGAAACAUCAAACUGUUAUUACCACUACAUCCCACAUCACGCUGUAUUAAAAGAUUCCCCUACGACACCUAUUCGUAUUGUGUACGACUGCAGUUGCAGCUCAAAUGCCGACCAAGCAAGCCUGAACUCAUGCCUUUCCACUGGCCCCUCAGGCCGAUUAAUGCUUGGCUUUGCUUGGCUCUGCCCACGCUUGACGUGCUAUCUCCGCGCGAGUUGUGCACGCGAUUAAACAUAUCUAGCGUGUUGCUAUUUUAGUGCGUUUUAGCGUUCGAAUGAAACUGAAAUUGAAUAAAUAUGAGCUGUUGGAUCAUAUUAGAUUAUAGCAACCAGCAGGGAUGGUAAAUUAUUAGUUUUUCUUGUACAAUUGGUCGUUCUAUUGUAUAAUACAUCAUAUGCGAUAUGCGGCGACCUUUGACUUUGAUAUAUAAUAUAAUAUAAAGUUCGCUAUUGCGGGUUUUUAUGUCUGAAUUAUUCAACACUGAUUUGUGAUCCCUCUUUAGCUUCCCACGCACAGAAAAAUAUUUGAAAUACAAAUAAGUACCCAGCAUAUGGCUGGUUAUCAAACUUUUUUGGGGUGGUGACGUUUUAGUGUGACAUAUUUCUCUUAAAACUCUUAAGGGCGCAAUAAAUGUUGUUGUUGAAAUAUAAUAUCCUUUCAUAUAAAGACUCAGACUUGUGUCGAAUAUUCUGUUCAAUAUAUAAACGAACAUGUGUAUACUUAUCAUAUUGUAUUUCUGUACAUAUUAUUCUCUCUGUUCCUCACAUAUUAUUUGAAUGCACUACUUAUUAGUUGCAGUUUGUUAGUCAUUGUCAUUGUAUGUAUAUUUGUAUUUCAUAAUAUUUUGUUUCACGGCAGGGGCCUAUAAUGAUUAUGGCGUGCGCGAAUUCAUCACGCGGAAAACGCGUUGGACUUGCCGACACAUAAGACAACGUUAAUGUAGGUAGUUAAUACGUAGAUUAUAUCCAGAGUACAGCCAACCUUGGUCCCACAAUUAGAAUUGUAAGCAUUGUAAUCUGGAACGAUCGUUUUAGUGCAAAUCAUAUUGACAUUGUGCGAGACAUUGUUGUAUUCAUAGCAAUAUUUUCAUAUCUGCGGCAAAAUCUUCAAGUUUCUAAUCGCAGCAUUGCAGUAUAAGAGUAAAAGCUUCCGUGAUAAUAUUUUUGUACAUAUCCAUGAAUGUUUAGUGUGUCGGCAAGCCGUGUUUUAAAACAUUAAGUUAAUGUCCAUUAUCACCGACUAUAUCUUGUCACGUGACCAGUUUCCAUGGAAACCAAAGAGUUAAAAAAUAUCGGCAGUUGAUUUCCAACAUCUCAACCAAAAAUGAGAGUCAUAGUGUGCUUUGUUAAUUUUUAAUUAAUUUUUAAAGAUUUUUCCUAUUUCCCGACUCCUUACGAAAUUGGAGCCAUGCAUUAAUGCACCUGAGCCUGACAUCCUUAAUGAUAUGACCGCCAUACUCGUCCGUUUUCGAUGCUAUCGGUAUGCUUUAACCGCUAACAUAGAAAAGGCCUUCCUGAACAUCUCUCUAGAUGAAGGAGAUAGAGAUGCAACAAGAUUUUUUUGGCUAUCCGACCCAACCAACCCCGAAAGCAGCUUUGACGUAUAUCGGUUCAAAUCUAUCUUGUUUGGUGCAUCGUGUUCCCCGUUUAUCUUGAAUGCAACGAUCAAGAAGCACCUUGACAGCUACAACGAUCCAAUCGCACAACGAAUGAAAGCCGACAUCUACGUCGACAACUUGGCUUCUGGCACAGAUAACGAAGACGAAGCCGCGAUCUACUUCAAACACACCAGAUCCGUAAUGUCUUCUGCCAACUUCAAUUUACGUGAAUGGAACUCGAACAGUUCAAAGAUUUGUGCACUCGCCAAUGAAGAAAAUGCUCAAGACGACAACACCGAAGCAAAACUGCUUGGUCUUCGCUGGAACAGUAAAGUCGAUACGCUGAAGCUUCAAGAAAAACGUCCAGUUACUGAUCCCAAUGAAAACGUGGUGUCCAUAACUAAGCGAGAUGUUUUACGAGCGUCUUCUAAGAUAUAUGAUCCCCUCGGUCUCAUCACUCCUAUCACUAUUCGUGCCAAGAUCUUCCUUCAAAAGCUCUGGGAACUGAAGUAUGCUUGGGAUGAACCGCUACCAAAACCACUGAUUGAAAAAUGGGUCAAACUUUCCAGAGACCUAGAAGCUGCAACUCAGACCGAAGUUCAACGCACAGUGGCGUAG